AUGAGUAAUGAACGAGAGGUGAUAGAGUCUAUUCCCAUCUGUGAAAGAGCCAAAAAUGUAAAGGAUGUUGACUUGACGAUAUUACCUACCGAAAGGACGUUGGGUGUUCUUUGGUCGGCUGAAUCAGAUGAGUUCAGAUACAAGAUUAAUUUGACAACUAAGCCAACUACUAGAAGAGGGGUGUUAUCUACGUUAAGCUCGAUAUAUGAUCCCCUAGGUUAUGUCUUGCCUGCAAUUCUCCAAGCAAAACAAAUACUUCAGGAACUUUGUCGUAAGAAACUGGGUUGGGAUGCACAGAUACCUGAGGAAGAAUCGGAGAGGUGGUCGAAAUGGACAUCGGAAGUCAGUGAUCUGGAAAGAUUCAGGAUAAGCAGGUGUUUGAAACCGCAUGGAUUUGGAAGUCAAAUCUCCGCACAGAUGCACCAUUUCUCGGACGCCAGUGAGCUCGGUUAUGGAACGGCAUCGUACAUCAGGUUUUUGAACAAAAAUGGUGAUGUUCAUUGUCGGCUAAUUCUUGCAAAGUCAAGAGUUGCUCGGUUAAAAAUUGCUACAAUUCCCAGAAUGGAACUCACUGCUGCUGCUGUAGCAGUCAGAGUAGAUGCCAUGUUGCGAAGAGAGCUUCAGAUGCCAGUUAUUGAGUCACGAUUUUGGACGGAUAGUACCACGGUGUUGAGUUACAUUAAAAGUGACAAGGCUAGAUUUCAUACAUUUGUUGCUAACCGUGUAGACCUUAUUAGAGAAGCUUCUGCGCCAAGUCAAUGGGGGCACGUAAGGACUGCAUGUAAUCCCGCAGAUGUUUGCUCUAGAGGAACGUCGGUGAAGGCGUUUCUGGACAGCGAAAAAUGGAUUAAAGGUCCAAAAUUCCUGUGGCGGGACGAGAGUGAAUGGUAUGAGAAAGACAUAGGACAGUUUACCUUGAAGAAUACUGAUCCAGAACUGAAAUGCGUCCUGGCUACAGAAGUUAAACCCGUUGAUCCCUUAAGCCGAGCAAUAGAGCGUUGCUCGUCAUGGAGCAAGCUAAAAAGGUCCACUGCCUGGAUCAUGGUGGGAAUGCAAAACUUGCAAAUGCGUGUUGCUGUUCGCAAGGGAAGAUUAUCAGAAGGGCAGAAACAGCAUGAAAAUCUAUCA
Messenger RNA from Anneissia japonica, 1128 nucleotides. RefSeq lists its product as uncharacterized. The transcript has a single exon. The record is from RefSeq and is a predicted model, not a curated record. NCBI's taxonomy places the organism in Eukaryota, Metazoa, Echinodermata, Crinoidea, Comatulida, Comatulidae. The annotation marks the transcript as partial.